AUGGAUUGCCCUUGGCCUUGCGCAAUGCCAUUUUACCCAACUGAAUUUGAGGCAAUGCGUAGUUCGUUGCAAUCAUCAUCAUCGCCAUUGUCGGGUCGACAAAUAGGUCAGCAGGUUCCUUCGUUUGUUCCAUCAUUCGUCCAACAGGUACCCUGCGCUACCAUCCCGUCUCCCACUGAUUAUCGAGACCCCGUAAAAGCUACACCUUCACCUUUCCAUAUUACCGCCAUCUGCAGCCGUGCCAUCAUCACAGGUAAUAAACAGUACAUUCUUUCAGCAAUCUAG
Cercopithifilaria johnstoni is the source of this 285-nucleotide messenger RNA. NCBI's taxonomy places the organism in Eukaryota, Metazoa, Nematoda, Chromadorea, Rhabditida, Onchocercidae. The record is from the annotation of a GenBank genome assembly.